CCGAGUCGGGGCCGCCGCGCGCAGGGAACUGUCGGCGUCGUCUGUAAUUUAUGAGCUUCGCCAGUUCUUUUUAGGCAAUAUGAGUAAGCGAGAAGGUAGUGUGACAUUGCUUAUUCCUGUGAUAUCGAGUCUAUCUUAAAAUUCCCCGUGACCUGGGCAGUGCGGGGGGCUGAGUGGCGCCCUGCACUGGCCGAGGCUGAGAGUGGCAGCUUGUAAUAAACCUCGUGUUAUUCUGGCCCUGAGUUAUCGAGCACCCUCCAGCCUUUGUUUUCCAGGAUGACUAGUGCAAGCUCUCAUCUGUGCCCCCCGGCUAGGUGUGGGGAGUGCAGGGCCUGGGGCGUGGUGGUGGUGGUGGCGGGGGUGGUGAUGGUGGCACUUUCGGGAGGCAGGUGUCGUAAGGGUUAGAAGGCUUGUGUUGGAUAGGCCUGCGUUUUAUAUUAGUGUAUGUUUAGUUAUAGAUGGUAAUUCCUUACAAUAUAUCCAUCUCCUCACUAUUGGUUGGUAUGUGUCAUGGUGUUGGUUCUCCAGGUGGAUUAGGUGUGUCAGGUCAGACAGGGUUGUGGUGCAUUGGUGUAUUCUAAUAUUGUGUGCAUUGGUACUGGUUAGUGUUUCAGGUCCACCGAUAUUGUUUUCUUUCUUUUAUAUGGUUGUUUUGAUUGCAUUACCUUCAUUAAGCACGUGUUGAGUUCUAAGACGCUGAGGUAUUGAGAGGAGGGUUACGAGCAGGAGUAAAGGCUAAGGUUGUGGCUAUAUUGAGGGAUUGCAAGGAAAGAUUAAUAUGAAUUAAUUUAAUAUAUACAUUCUUGGUUCGUUUGAUUUUUUAGGUUCUGUUAACGUUCUUUUUUACUGAAGGGUUGAGGAAGGAUAGUUGUACUGCAUAAAGGUAAUUUUUUGAGUUAGUGAUUAAAUUAACUAAGUGGCCACUUUGAUUGCUUUACUGUGCUGAAGUCGUGUUACGAACUUCCUCCAAGAAUUUUUGAUUGAUAUUGUUGAUCGUGUCUUAAAUUUACUGUGAAGUUAGAAUUUCUGUAUCAAACUGAGUAAAUGUUAAGCUUAGUUUCUUAUUUGUUGUAAAUGUCUGAAGUGCUUUACUGUACAUAUUGAUUCUUCCUUCUCAUGACACUAAUUGAUUGAACGAAUGUGUGUGUUGAGUACAAUAAUUACCGGUAGUAGUUGCCUGAAAACAGACCCAAGAAGUACUUCACUGAAUGCAUUCAGAUUCAGCUUAAACAUACAUUUUAUUCCUUAUCAUCAGGUUCAUAAUCAGAGUACAGUGGCCUGAUGCAGCCUUUUCCACGUGUCAGUCAAAUUCUAACCUCUUAUUCAUAUCCAGGUGACACAAAUAUUAUAUCAGAAAUAGACAUUUUUAAGAAUUUUUCUCUACUGUAAAAAAAAAAGUAUGUUUUUAUCUUCUAAUUAUUCAAUUGUGAUUUACAUGGAUCCAUUACUUGAUAUUUAAUAAUAUGGUAUUGGUCAUAUUUGUCAUAGUUUCUAAUUUGAAUUCUAGAAUGAUUUAUUGUUACAUUUAAAUAAAAAUCCAUAAUAGACUUUAAUGUGAUAGUCAUUCUUACAUUUUCUUUGUAACAUUCAAUCUCAGAAUUGCUAAUUUGCAUAAUGUACAUAAAAGAAAUAGUAAUAGUGAUUGAUGGGCAAUUUGUGACCAGUUGUGAUCAUGAUGCAGUUGUUAAAGCUGCUUAGUUGAAUUUCAUACAACAAAUAUUUUGAAGCUUUGUCUGUGAUCUAAUAAUUUGUUACGAUUUUUUAAGCAAACUUAUAAAAUUCUCAUUCUGUUGUGUGUGAGGGUUAGAAAGACUAUUGUAAUUCACAGAAACUUGUUGAGUAGGACAAGACAACCAGUUUUGAAGUAACAAAUACACAGUUAGGGUAAUUGGAGACAGCAGCAGUGAAUAACAGAGGUUGGCGUUGUAUUGUAUAAAAUGCACAUUUUGGAGACAGUUAGGCAGGACACUGAGGGACACUGGCAGCAUCUUAUAGUUUGCAUUGCUGCACUGCUGACAGAUGUCCUGGUGAACAUUGGUCAGGCAGGACACAGGCCAUGGCAGCAACUGGUGAUGGUGGUUAAUGUUGCGUUGUCUGAUGUGCUCGCUUCCACCCUCUUCUCACGGGUUUCUUUAUCUCACCUUCGCCAGUGUUUAUCUCCAGAGACGUCACUGGAGGACCAGAGGCCGCCUGCCCCAAAGCGGCCAGUGGAGGAGGAGGGGGAAGGGGAGGGGGAGGAGGAGCCUAAGAAAAAGCUUAGUUUUGGCCUCAGCAGCAAACCUGAGGGGAAGCUAGGCCUCCCUGUCAAGAAGCCAAGUGGUGGCAUCUCCAUCAAGCUGGGCCAGUCACAGAAGGCAGCAUCUCAGACGGGUGGAACAACCUCCCUCCUGAAGCCGAAGGUUGGUGCAGCAGCAGCAGCAUUCAGCACCGGUGAUGACGAUGAUGACGAGGAAGAGGAAGAGAUGCCACCUGAGGCCAAGAUGAGAAUGAAGAACAUUGGCAGGGAUACCCCAACAUCUGCCGGCCCCAACAGCUUUGGCAAGACCCGGAUGGGAUUCUGUGAUUCUAAAAAGAUUUAUGAGAAGCAGCUGAAGGAAGUGCAGGACAAAGCAAACAAAGUGGUGCCGGACAGUGUGUAGGGGUGGCAGUAGGUGAGGCCGUGCACCUGACAUGGCCUGUGGCAAGUUGAGAGCUGGUCUGGGUUGUGCUGGGCUGGGUAACAUUGGGGACUUGUUGGUUAUUUGGACAUCCCUCCUUUAGGCCUUAAGGUGUAGCUGUGCGGCCAGAAGGUCUUGUCACCCAUCAUCAGUUUUGUGUGUAUAAAUUGUAUCAUAAAGGCCUCCACACAUGAUGGAGUUAUAGCUGAGUUGCAGUACUGGUUGACAUCUUGAGGGUUGGAGUGUGUGUGCAUGAGUGUGUGCGUGCUUGUGUGUGCAUGUGUGUGUGUGUGCACUUCACGAUGGUUUUGGCAUGGCAUUAUGGGUGUCUGGUUGUAUCAGUGAGGUGUGUAGGCCAUGCCACAUGCUCCAUGCAGGACAGGCUGGUGCAGCAGGCAGUGUGCUCCCCUCAGUACUGUGUAUUGAGACAGGACACAUGGAAGCCGCCAGCAGGUUUGUUUGACUUGUUAUAAAGUUAUGGUGUGAAUCACGCUUUCUAGUUCCAAAUAUUACUUACGUGUUAUUGAUUUUUAUCUCAGUGAACUCAUGGAUGUAAUUGACAAAAGGAUAUUCUUACCUGCAGUAAACUAUUCUUCACCAGCAAUGCUCUGUAUCAAGAGGGAGUGCGGAAUAACUAAGAGAUUACUUUUCUUUGCUGGCUACAAAUUGACAUUGCACGAAAUAUAAUGUACCUGUCAUUGGGAUUUAUAUCUUGGGAUUUUGCCAUAGAGUAUGUUAUAAUACUUAAGUAUUAGCUUGAACUUGUCUUUCUGAGGAAUGCUAUGUCUUAAGUCUGGUGUGAGAAGUAGGGAGGUAUAAAUCAGGUUUGAGGUGUAGGAGAGGAGGAAGGCAUACUUCAGUAGUUGAUGUGGUUGAUAAGUAACUUUUAACAUUAUUACUAAAUAGUGCAGUUUGUGCCAUCGCAGUUUUCCCUCGGCAAGCACAGAAUCACAGUCCAUCAGCCCUUCCAUGAGACUGGUGAAGGUGGUGGUGGUGGAUAGAGGCCAGCAUGAAAGUUGGAUGCCUGCCAUCUAUGCAGGCUAAGUCAGGUUGAGUCACAUCAAUUCCUGUGCUUCACUGAGAAUUUAUAACCAGCUUUCCAUAUCCAGACAUCUUCAGCCACUGUGAAUGAACUGUUUUGUGAAAUUCCAAUGUUCUUUGAAUUUUUGCACUUUAAUGGUAUGCUGUAUUUAAACACAUUCUGAACAUGUCCAUCUGUAGUUGCAAGCUUGGGCAUCCACUGGGUUGUUGUAUCCCGUGGGAGGUGUGUGUCCAAGGGAAGGCAAAUUGUGGCCCAAAUUCAUAAGUAAUGGAUCAUAUUUAUCAGGAAAAAAAAUAGAGAAGUCAGCUGGCCUUUCAGUUCCUAUGGAGUAGAUCCCAAGCCCUUUUGCCAAGGGCAGUAUUGGAACCACAUUUUGAAUACCCUGAUUCCUUGACCCUCCCAGUCCCAUCCAUCCCAUGGAUAGCCAAGUUUGCUUGUAAUCCCCAAGUGAUUGCAAUCCCUCCCUCUGUCCACCAGCAACUCUAAAGGCCAGUUGGUGGAUGCAGCCUCUUUAGGUGUUGCUUGAAGGCCUCAGGUUCCAGUAACACUGCAGCAAAAUUGUCUUUUGUUGAGCACUGUUUGUAAUAUUAUCUUUUAUCUUUUCUUAAACUCUCUACUGCUGUCAUAGCUUUGUUUCUUGAAGCUGUCAUCAACAGCAUCAUUAAGGUACUAUUUGUGGUUGAGAAUUUAUUAUAAGAAAUAUAUAUAUAGUAUAUAUAUAUUUAAAUGUACAGACUUACAUAUAUCAUUACACAGUGGCAGAUGGCAUUAUAUUCUGUACAGACAUGUGCAGUAUUUCAUCACUUAUCAUGUAUACAUUUAUCUGUAUUGAACAUCUCCCUUUUUAACGAUUGUUUUAACACUGAAGGUUAAGCGUGUGGUGUCGGAGACAUUGUUGAUAUGUACAGGCAGUCCACAUCACCAGGGAGCGUUGCAUUCCUUCAAACACCACCUUCAGCAAGCUUGUUACUCCUUCAUUUUGAAACCUGAACGUUAUUUGAAGAAAGUCAUAUUCUUGGGCAUUGUUUGUGUCAACACCCCUUGCUCCAUUCCUGUUCUGAAAGCUUUUUUGUAAAUCUUGCCCAGUGACACCAAAGCUGUUUUAGAGCUUUCCAACCAGUGUGUACUUUAUAUAAGUUCUUGACGUUUUCAUUUGAUUUUUUUUCUAGAUUGAAUUAUUUUUCUAUGUGGUUAUUUCUUUAUGGUUCAGCACAAUUAUGUUACUUAUAACUUUACCUGCCUAACCCAUACAACACCAUAGCAUUAGUUUACAGAAGCCUGUUUAUAUUUCCUGUAUGUAUUUCCCGGUGGCAGUGUUGUGUACCUUUGCAUGAAGGUCAGCAACAGCCUAGUGACAACUGACCACCUGAGGAAGUGACAGCACCCACUCUUUGUAGUACCCUUGUCACCACAACCUGCCUGAGGACAUCACCAAAGCUUCCCAGAGCCUGAGUUGGAGGAGCCGUGGUGAUGGGAAGGAUUGGGUCCGUGCAGUGGUGUUGUGUGCAGCAGUGUGUGGUGCUGUCCUCUCCUUGCAGCAACAGUCAGUGUGAUGCCAUACCAGACCUCAAUUAUUUCUGCAAAUAAAUUUUCCCAUGAUUUGUUAAA
Molecule: messenger RNA, 5307 nt
Organism: Portunus trituberculatus (swimming crab)
Lineage: Eukaryota; Metazoa; Arthropoda; Malacostraca; Decapoda; Portunidae
Product: PEST proteolytic signal-containing nuclear protein-like
Exons: 3
Coding region: 1938-2639 (233 amino acids)
Biological process (GO): protein ubiquitination; proteasome-mediated ubiquitin-dependent protein catabolic process
Cellular component (GO): nucleus
Source: RefSeq, a predicted model, not a curated record